Pecten maximus is the source of this 9765-nucleotide messenger RNA. Its product is annotated as PTB domain-containing engulfment adapter protein 1-like. The transcript is spliced from 14 exons. The coding region runs from base 1871 to 3319 and encodes 482 amino acids. NCBI's taxonomy places the organism in Eukaryota, Metazoa, Mollusca, Bivalvia, Pectinida, Pectinidae. The record is from RefSeq and is a predicted model, not a curated record.
ACUAAAGUAUAUGUCUGUGUACAAUGUAUAUAUAACUUACCGGUACAAAGGUGUUGGAAACGGAAAACAUUCACACUGAAAUAUUUAUGUGUGGGGUUUCAAACAUACAAAAGAGGCGGAAGUUUGACUGGUUCUCAUUUUUCAGGAUUAGUACAAGUGCUGGUAAGAUUUGGACUAAAAUCUUACCCCUCCUCAGCAUUUCAGACCGGAGCAUGGGAAGAGUUUGCAAAGCUGUCAUUGUGAACUUUCAGUUUCAUGCAAACAUCAAAAUAAUUAAACCAAAUCUGCGCUUCUCAUGAAUAUUCAUACAUGUUUUUGCUGAAGCUAUAGGCCUUAUAUAUUUUGAGUGGUCAUGAAUAUUUCUAUCCUUGAGGGAAUCGUUUAACUAUGUGACAGGAAGAAACCAUUUCUACUACUGUUGGAAGGAAUUUGGUUUUUAAAUCGAAAUGUGUAUUUGAACAAUUUGUGCUUGGUGUGGGUUCCAGCUAAUAUUACAUCAAACUUUUAAGCUGAUGAAAUUGGAAUACCCCCAGUGUCUGUUUACGUGGUAUACUUGAGGAAGGUGUUAGUAAGCGUUUUACACAGGCAACGCCUAAUGCAUAAUCAAACUCAUUUCUACAUGCUACAUGACGUACCUGUAUCUUUUUCACCUGUGAAUUGACAUCAAUAAUUAUAUGUAUGACGUCUUUACAGGAAUACACGAUGCAAUUGAGAAGAUGGAAAAAUAACAGUUUUUUUUAUGGACAACGCAUGAAUGCAACUUAGAUUUAUGCGAAUAUACACCACUAUGGAUCAGGAUGUUGUAAGCUAUAAAGUUGGAAGAAUAUCUUGUUUACAACAAUGAACAUUUGAUGGAUAUUUUCAGUGGCAUGGAAAAGUAAUCUUGUCUGUUAAGAUAUAUUGAUUGGUAUUCUCUUGGGUUAUUCGAAUAACCUACGAAAGGUAACAUUAUUUAAGUUUCAUUUAAGGCUUAAGGUUGAUGAAGAAAUAAUUUACACGAAGGAAUAUUAUAUUAGAAGCAGUAGAUUUAACCUGUACUGUUUUCACUGCAGAUGAAUGUUAUUAUAAACGGCAAAUUGAUAUAUGAACUUUUAAGUUUUGUGAAUCGGAAACAGCGAAACAGAUCAUCUUUUCUAUACUGCCUUUUUCUGAUUGGUGGUCGACUAGGACAUUUCAGUACAAAUUAAGCUGCAGAGAUCUACUAUCAUUUGGCAAAUGUCUUGGAAGUGUUUCAGUUUUUAAUCGCCAGGAAAGUGAAGAUCUUUUGUGUUGAAUGUUUCAUAUCAAAUACUCUAUCAUAUCAAAUGUUAAACUUGUAUGCGCUUCCUCUUAAGAAGAUUUCUAUAUGAAUCAAUUUGGUGUAUACUAGUGCUAGGAGGCUAACGUUAGGGCCGACAGCUGUCCAUGGACCAGGAAAUUUUCUCUGUAAAUAAUCAGUUUUAAACUGCACCAAUUUGACAAGUAACAUUGUGUGGCACAGAGAAACAUCAAAAGGUCCACAACUUUGCUGGUAUUUUCUUGUCAGUGUGGAAUACUUAAGCUACGGAGACUUGUGAAAAGGGGAUGUUUAUAUGAUUUCCCCUACAUUAAAAGUGAGAUAAACAGCGUUUCUUCAUUAUAAUUUGCUACGUGGAAUCACAAGGGACUUAACGCUAUAUUUCAUUAAUUUACUAUUUGGUUGUGCGUUAACUCUAGAUCUAUUGAUCAAUAUCUCUAACGACUUCAUGUGAUAACAUGGGACGGAAGUUUUAGUCCAAAACAAUGUUUCGGUAACAUAUCUCCUUGUGAACCAGUGAAUCAUACAGGCAACAGUUAUUGGAUAAUAAAAAAAAAAAAAAAAACGUAUUGUGAGAGACGAAUCAGAAUAAAAAUGGUCUUUACUCGUCUGGAAGAUGAAAGGCGGAUUAUUGAGGAUGAUCCACAGCCCUCCACUAGCAGUAAAUGGGACUUUGGAAAGAGGAAGUUCAUACAUGUGGGCAUCAAUAAACAGCCAAGCAGUAGCCGACUAAUUGGGUCGUCCUCGGAGCCUCCGGACAUCCCAUCCUCACCCCUCAGUCUUCUGACCACCCCCACGAACCCGUCCAGUCUUGGAGGAAACAUGAGGGCAGCUAACAAGCAAUGGGUUCAUCCCCCGGAAACUCUACUGCGGGGACACAUUGUGUACAAUGUCAAGUUUUUAGGCGAAAGUGAAGUGGAGAAUCCCAAAGGAACAGAAGUUGUGAAAGAUGCCAUCAGGAAACGGAAGUUCAAUAAACACAUCAAAAAGGCGGAAGGCCAAAAGCCACCGAAAGUGGAGCUGACGAUAUCUGCAGAUGGAGUCACAGUACAGGAUCCAAAAACUAAGAUGAUUAUGCAUCAGUACGCGUUACACAGAAUAUCGUACUGUGCUGACGAUAAAUCUGACAAGAGGAUGUUUACGUUUAUAGCCAAGGCCGGCGACUCUAACCAACACUACUGCUACGUCUUUGAUAGUGAAAAAUGUGCUGAGGAGAUCACGCUGACCAUAGGACAAGCAUUUGACCUUGCCUACAGGAGAUUCAUGGAAACAUCAAGUCGAGAUUUUGAUUUAAAGAAACAAUAUUUGAUGUUACAGAAAAAGGUUCAAGGUCUGGAGAAGGAAAACCUGACUCUGAGGCUGAGAGUUCAGGAACUGGAGAGGCAACAGACGACAUCAGACAACCUCAGAAAUCAACAGGACUCACCUUCUAAUGGACACACCUCUCCGACGAUUUCAGAUGAGAAUGACAAAGAUGUUCUAAAUACGUCACAAGGCCAUUCGACAAUACUUACACUAGCAAGCUCGCCUCCAACAGACGACAGUACCACUGACGAUCAGAAUAAGUCGGAGUUACAGGCCGCGAAACAGACAUCAGUCGGACGACGACUAGAAAACCUGCUGAUUGAAGAAAGUCAUAUUUACAGCGAACCAAAAACCAAUGGAACUAACGGCACAACCGCUCCCUCUGGUGGUCAAGGUUCAGGAAUAUUGUCACCACCCCCACCUAGUUCAAGGUCAAGGACACACAGUCAGCCACAGCCUCUGCCACUGACUUCACCCUCUCAACCGACCAAUAGCCAAGCAGCUGGAAAGGAUGCCUUCGGUGCGACACCUUUUGGCACCGCUACAGCCGGAGGUCAGACAAAGGAAGAUCCUUUUGGUAUGCCAAGCUUCAACCCCAAUAGUUCCAUGGAAAUUGACCAGGCCAUACAGAGCAUGGAUAAGUUUCUACUAGAUGUUCAGGAGGGUUUCAGUCAAGGAUUAUCUAUGGGAUCAGAAGAUUUUUCUUUAGCAGAUCUUGACCCCCUUAGUCAGAAGUGAAUCAAGAUACAAGAGGAAGGUCACAAUAUACCAUAUUAAUUGUGUUAUAAGAUGAUAGUCCUACCCCAAAAAAUGCUAUUGUAUUGAAAAAUUGUUUUAAUAUUUCUAGAAAUACUGAGAUAUAUGUAUACAAGAUGAAAAUUGAAAUUGUGUAUUUACUUUUUUUGCAAUAUUGUCAUUUUAAGGCAAAUUUCAAUGUUCAUUAGAUCCUUGUUAGAACUUUUUACGAUACAUUUGGUGACACCUGAACAUUUAUGAAAUGAUUUUAUAGGAGCUCUGCCUUUGGAUGCACAACUUUCCUUUAUAUGUGUUCUCUUUAACACGAAAUGCUAAUAUUAACUUGUUUAAAAGUUUGUUAAAACAUUAUACAUAAGAAGUGUUUGUUGUGGUUAGUUGUUGCAACAAUUGUGGACUGUUAACAGUUUUAAUUUUCCAGUCUAAUAGUAAUUUUAGGGGAAAUCGAGGACGUGAUGGCAAAAUAAAAAGAAUGUAUGACUCAACUAUAAAUCCAUGUUGCCUUGAAACCAAAGCUGUAGAGAGUAAAACAAGGGAGGUAACUAGUGCUGUUGUGAACAUUUGCCGUUAUGAUGUUAUGACUGUUAAAACAAAAUUGUUUUUACGAUAAGUCAACCAUUAUCUCCUUAAGAAAUCAAGGUUAGUCAAAUAUACUUGUCACGAUGUGUUAAAAAUUAUUUAUCAUUAUGUAGCAUAAUGUGUUAAUGACCAUGCAUGGCCUAUAUAUUUUUUAUGAGUACAUUUGCAGGCAAUAUGUAGAUCAUAUAUAUAAAAUUUUAACUGGUUGAUAUUUUAAGAAUUGUGAUAUGAAUAUUUCAGAAUUUUGUUUUUUGAGGUCACUUGACUUAUUCAAUCUGGCUUCGUCUGUCGUUUACAUUGUCAGUCAAGUGUUGAGCGUCGCCUUCCGUUGUCGUCUUACGUUAUUUAACAUUUUUACAUUAUUGACUUCAUCUCAAAAACUGCUAAAAUUUUUCAGAAAGCUUCUUGAGCCAAAGAUUAACCAUAAUUUUAUGGUCCUCACCACCCAGGGGCCUAGGGGCAGGGCCAAAACAUGUCUAAUCAACUGAAAUUUCAGAAAUCUUCUAAAGACCCAGAGAAGGAAGAAUCAAAUUAUUCAAGGUGCUUUAUUAAAAUUGUAAAUUUCAAGGGUUUCACAUUUCCUCUGGAAAGGGCUAAACUUAACUAUAGUUUUUAUAGGAAAGCAACAUUUUUAAACUUAAUUUGUUUCAUUUCCCUUGGAAGUAAUUCAAACUUGUCUAGAAUUAUAAGUGUGCCAACAUUUGAAAGCAGUUUCAUAGCAUGGAUAUAUUGAUUCUGGCUGACCCCAAGGGACUGAAGGGCGGGGCCAAAAAGAGUCAAGUUGACUGAAAUUUCAAAAAAAAUCUUCAUCUCAUUAGCAAGAUGUGGUAGAACCAAAUACUUUUCUUGGAUGGAAUGGUCUCCAGGUUCUUAACCAAAAUUUUAAAUUUCAUGGCCCCUGUAGAUAAAAAUUGUAAAUACAUAGCAAAUAGUUACAUGUUUAAGACUCAGGUGACCGUCAAGGCCCAUGGGCCACUUUUUUUUUUGUGUCAAAUGAAAAGCAUUUUAUUUGUACGUUUGUUGAAUGUUGGCCUUGAAUAUUUGUAAAUAUAUCAGAUGCAUUCUGGAACUUCAGACUUGAAAACAGGUAUAGAUGUAGUUACCCAGUAAUAGUUUAAUAUCAUUAAUCUACUCAUAUAUCAGAAAGUUUACCACCUUUUAUUAAAAUUUAUCAAAUCAAGUUCUUCAACGAUAAUGGUUUUUUUUUUUUUUUUUUUUGAGAACAAAAAGAGUUUUGGAUAUUUUGGAGGCUGUAAAUCUACCUUUAGAAAAUAUACUAUACUAUCUGAAAUAAUUGUUAUUUCAUUAAGAUUUCUUUUUGCAUUGGAUCAAUAGGCAAUCAUUUAUGACACAAGAUUUGUAUGUUUAUUUUCAGUUGUUACAAUAUAAUUAAACAUAACAGACCAGCUGGCUGGUGUUUUAUAAACAACAGAUUGUAUAUUGUUUACGAACAUGUAGAUCAAAUGUUUGCAUUUUGGAGUGAUAAUGAAAUACUUAAAGGACAAUAGUACUGUGUCAGGAACUGGAGGCAGGUGGGUGUUAGAUAUUAGAGACAGGUGGGGUAAAAUUCUGUAGAUCAUUCUGCACUCAUUAUGUCACUUUUCUUUUAAAUUUAGCUGAGAAAACCUUUUUGAUUACAAAUUUGGAAAACCCUGAAUUAUUCAAAGCAAUUACAGGCUUUUAUCUUUAACACAAGUAUUUAUUCAACUUUUCACAUUUUUAAUUUUUAACAAAUCGAAUACAUUUAAAAAUGUUAAGGAAUCUUUACAAAAGUACCAGUUACAUAAAAUCUAGGCAUGUAUAGGAUUGGAAUUUCUUAGACAUUGAAAUAUUUUAAGACCUUUUUUUACUGGAAUUAAGAAGCAGAGUUCUAGAUAAUGAGAUUGAACUGUUGCGGUUUAUUUGUAUUGCAUAAUAGUUUGACUUUAUAGAGAAAUAAACUGGAUCACCCUGUAGUAAUGAUAUAUGUAGAGUGAUAAUAUUCUGAUGAAUUAAAUCCAUAUAAUGUUCGAGUUAGAAUUAUAAACCCAUAAAUUCGUAGGGAUUUGGCACCUAUUUCUGAUACCACUGUCUGUGUACUGGUACACGUAUGUGUAAUUAAUACCAUGGAGUUCAGAAUUUGUGACAAGUCCCUGUGACCUAGACAUAAGACAGGCAUCCUAAAAAUCAUGAAUCUCUGUAAAAAAAUCUUUUUCUAAUGAAAAUUUUAUUGUCACAGUAAAAGUGCCAGAUUUCUUCAUGGGGAGGGGAUGAUCACAAGGGUGGGGGAUGAUGUCAAGCAAUGAUGUUCAUUUUAAGUGUUUCAGAGAAGUGUUUUAUUGUAGUGGCUCCUUGUAGACUAUUAAGAUGAAGAUAAGCAAUUUUGAAUGAUUAAGAUAAUUAUUAGUUAAGAUCAUUUUUAAUUAAGAUUGUUUUUAAUUAAGAUCAUUUUUAAUCAAGAUAAUUUUUAAUUAAGAUCGUUUUUAAUUAAGAUAAUUAUUGAUAAGAUAAUUUUUUAUUAAGAUCGUUUUUAAUUAAGAUAAUUUUUAAUUACAAUCUUUGUUAAUUGUAAUAUGUUUUAUAAAUGAUUAAGAUAUACGGAAUGUGAUAAGAGAUGAGGUUAUAUUUAAGAUUUUAUCUUUAACAAUUGGUUGUUACUUUUAAAGAGACUGUAGAUGGUGUAUUAUAUAGAUUGUUUAUGUGAUCAAAUCAUUCAAUUACAUGAUUGAAUAUGUUAAUUAGAAACAUCAAGAUGUAAAAUUAAUACUAGUCACUGAUGUGGUUAUCAUACAUAAGUCAACCGUUAAAGACAUAUAUGUAUAUUAUGCUUUGAUCAAGUCUAUAUUAGCUGUUUCUUUUUAUAAAGUUACCUUUAGGUUUGAACAACUUAUAUUCAGAUCAGCUGACUUUUAAUUUAUUUUUUGGGGACAUUUAAAAUUUGCUCUCUUUUAAUUCAGUAUUAGGAUCAGAAAAUAAUCUCCUUUUUUCUUUUUUGUUUAGCAAAUAAAAAUACUGUUAAGUUAUAUUUUCAUGAGGUUCAAAUAUUCUAGUUUUCCAAAACGAAAUCAUUUCAUGAAGAAAAUUUACAAACAUCCAUUAAAUAAUGUUAUAGUUUCAAAAGUCCUAAUAAUAUACCAUAGAUAUGAUAAUGCCCCUCACAGCAAAUUUUGGUUUGAUGACACACAAAUUAAAUUAAUAUAUAAAAAAAAACAUGAACAUUCGUGAUUUUACAGUAAGUAUAAAUUGAUGAAAUUUCAUUGAAAAAAAAUACAUGUAGAUGAUAAUAUUUCAGAUAAUCAAUGUCACUCCAAACCAUUUUUUUUUUUUACGAUAACUUCCCCAACUAAAUAGCUGCUUUCUGCAUCAAAUUAACAAGAACUGUUGAGCCUAAAAAAUUGUAUUUGAUUCUGAAUAUAUAAUUUUGCUUAUAAGGAAUUUUGAAUGAUCAAACUCUGUCACGAUUCCAGUCUAUAUGUUUUAUAACUUAACUUGUUGACUUGGCUUAAUUUGUUGAUCUGUGGUGUGUAUGUGUGACUUCUAAUGUAAGGCUCAAAUAUGGGUGCUGCACACGUAGAAUUAGUGUAAAUAUAUAAAUGUUUUACAACUGAAGUCAUCUCCUGUCUGUGAAGUGUCCUGUUAAAGAAAUAAUUCUGAACUGUCCGUUGCAGGUUUGAAUAUUGCUAUUUCUGUGUGUAAUUAAAAGUAAACUUUGGAUGAAUAUUGUAGCAAAAAAUAUUUGUCUUCUCACUGGUCAGCUAUUUUAUACAUGGUAUGUUCCACAAUACAUGUAAAAAAAUUGGUUAACCUAAAUAUAAAAUCUCUUCUGAUAUUGUAAUAUAUUAGAUAAUGAUAAUGAAUGACCUUUGAAUCUGAAGAAACUUUUUAAGUGUGUGAAGUAUAAAGAGUACAUUAAAAAAGUUAAACAAUACUUAAUAUAGUUCUGUAUUUUUAUAAACUUAGUUUAAAAUUUUGAAAGCAAUGAAUAGAGUAUGUUCGAUUUGUAAUGUUAAGUUCAUAAUUUUUUACUUAUAUUCAUUCAAAACAUUCGGAAUUGUACAACUGAAUCGGAGAAGAUGUAGUACUCCUGGAUACAAAAUGUCUUAUAAACAAUGGUUACGAUUCAUUUGUCCUUCAAAGUUGUAACAAAGGGUUACAAUUCAGUUAACCUCCAAAGUUGUAACCAAGGGUUACGAUUCAUUUGACCUUCAAAGUUGUAACCAAGUUAUUCCCUAGAAGUGAUGAAAGAGAAAUAAAUGAUGGCCUCACCUCUGAUUUUCGAUGUUAUUUCACAAAUUAAAGAUAUGAACAUUGUGUUAUAAUGUAUAUAAACCAAGAUGCCUCAUUAGUGCCAAAUUAAUAUUAUACAUUCAGUUUUAGACAUUUUUCUGGCUUGUAUGUAUACAGAUCCAGAAAAGGUAAACUCUGAAACCCUUUCAUUUGAAAGUAAACUUGUUAUAUAACACAUAGAAUCCAUAUGGUGUUAUAAGAAAUUUUCUUGACAUGGAAUUUUGGAAAUGCAAUAAUACAUCUUCAGAUAUUGUAUAUAUUUAAAUCUGUUUUUUUUAUCUUUAAUAUGAAGCAAUAAGAAAAGCAUAGUAGUGCUUUAGAUAACGAAAAUCAGAGGUGUAGACAAACAGUUUUAGUUAAAAUAUUCAGAACCGAGAUCAGGAAUUAAACAUUUGUUGAAAGUUGCUAUAUAUAGACAUGUAAGUGGUUGUAUAUAUAUUCAUACAUUUGUAUUUUGCCAACGAUAUUUUUACAGCAAUAUAUUCAUUUACAUAUUUCAUACAAGAUGUAUCCAUACACAUAACUAAUUAUAUAUAUAAAUGUUUUAUGAGGACCAAUGUUCAUUAAAGUCAUUUUUUAACCAUUAAGCCUCUUACCUUGCACAACUUUAUCGUGGAUCAUAUUCCUUGUCCUGUGCUGUCACCGAUUUCAUCCAAAAUUUUGAUAUAUUUUGAAAACUACUCAUUUUAUGUUUUAUGCUGAGGUAUGGUGUCCAUUGUCUAUUCGGUGUCAUCUUUUCCAUUUUAACAACUUCUUCUCACAAACCAAUAGGCCUAGAGUCAUGAUAUUUUGCUGGUAGAUUCCUGGAAUGGCGCCAACAAAUUUUGCCUGAGGAAAUGACCUUGACCAAAAUUCAAGGUCAAAGGGGUCAGAUUUGUUAAAACAUUCAAACGACUUCUUCUCACAAACCAAAAGGCCUACAAUUGUAAUGUUUCAUUAGUAUAUCCUGUGAUGAGGACCCACAACGUUUGUGAAAAGGAAUGACCUUGACCCAUAUUCAAAAGGUCAAAUUUGUUAAAACAUUCAAAUGUCUUUUCACAACCUGAAAGGCCUAGAAUUGAAAUAUUUUGAUUAAUUAAAAUCAGUAACUACCAGGUGAGGUAUGCAGGCCCAAUGUGCCUCUUGUUCAAUGGCAUCCUGUUUGAUAACAAGUUUUCCUGAUUCAUUCAGUAAGGUGUUUUGAUGUAAUCCUCAUAUCCAGCUUUAUUUUAUUAGAAAGGCAGUUGCAUUAUCCUGUGUAACUUUGCUGGUAGCUGUUGGACUAUUUUUAAAGCUAAAAUAUGUAAAUUUAACAUAAUUUUCUAAAGCUGGUAAAAUGCAUGACUACAAAAACAAGUCAAGAAUUUAAUUCUUUUUAUUACUAAUGAGUAAGUGUGCUAAACUUUUUCAUUAAGGAUGUAUGCUACUGACAUAUCAGUUAUCUCCCUUGAAUUAUUUGAUUAUGUCACAAGAAGUUGGAAGAUAUUAAUGAAGACUCGUUUGGUUCUCUAUUUUGAAGUCAUUUUAUUCAUUUGUUGAUACAUCUCGUUAUCAUUUUAGUAGCAUUUGGUUGAUUGUAAAACACAUAAAUAUAUAUAGAACAUUAA